CUUCCCACGGAUGCGAAUCGUGAUUCGUGACUUUCGUUUUUCAAGAAGAUUUAUGAAAAUUAAUAUUUACUAACUUCUAUAAAGUGUGUUUUCCAAAUUUUAAACAAUGCCUAAAGUUUCAGUCAAAGUCAAAUGGGGCAAAGAGAUGUACCCAGGCGUGGAGGUAAACACAGACGAGGAUCCGGUGUUGUUCAAGGCACAGAUCUUCGCGCUGACAGGAGUGCAACCGGAGAGGCAGAAGGUCGUGUGCAAGGGCGUCACGCUCAGAGACGACGCCUGGGGCAAUUUCAAACUGACUAAUAAUGCGCUUGUCCUGGUGAUGGGCAGCAAGGAAGAGGAUGUCCCGGCCGUCCCCGUGGAACCAACACGAUUUGUGGAGGACAUGAAUGAGGCAGAGCUUGCUACAGCUCUGGAUCUCCCAGAGGGUUUGAUCAACCUGGGCAACACCUGCUACAUGAAUGCCACUGUUCAGUGCCUCAAGACUGUGCCUGAGCUAAAGAAUGCUCUGCUCAACUAUGAUAAAUCAUCCGGCGGCGGUAACGCGGGCGAGCUGACAGUCGCGCUCAGCGAGACCAUGUCGGCGCUCGAAGGCGGCGGCGCCGGCGCCUGCGCGGGGGCGGCAGCGCGGUUGCUUCGCGCGCUUCACUCCACUGCGCCGCGCUUCGCCGAGCGCGGGCCCGGCGGCGGCCUGGCGCAGCAGGACGCGUCCGAGUGCUGGGCCGAGAUCGUGCGAGCGUUGCAGCAGCGCUUACCCGCGCCGCCCGGCGUGCCCGCCGACCGGUGAGUGACGUCACAGCGCAGAUCGAACGUGAUCGAGCAAUACUUCGGCGGGACCCUGGACGUGGAGCUGGUGUGCUCGGAGGCCGAGGAGCCGCCCACGCGCAGCAGCGAGUCCUUCCUGCAGCUGUCCUGCUUCAUCUCGCAGGACGUCAAGUACCUGCAGUCGGGGCUGCGAUCGAAAAUGUCAGAACAAAUCACAAAAAUGUCACAAACAUUGGGAAGGGAUGCUGUUUACACUAAAACGAGUAAAAUCAGCCGUCUCCCCGCGUAUUUAACGGUGCAAUUCGUGCGGUUCUACUACAAGGAGAAGGAGGCUAUCAACGCGAAGAUUCUCAAGGAUGUCAAAUUCCCUCUGGACCUAGACGUUUUCGAGCUCUGCUCACCAGAACUGCAAGAAAGGCUAGCGCCCAUGAGGGCGAAGUUCAAGGAAGUAGACGAUGCGAACGUUGAGUCGUCUCUCACUGCCAAAAACAAACCCCAUGGAGACAGCAAAAAAGAAUCGAAAAAUAAACGAGUUAUGCCUUAUUGGUUCGAAAAUGAUGUAGGCAGCAAUAACAGCGGUUUCUACCGCCUCCAAGCGGUGCUAACACACCGCGGGCGGUCGUCGUCGUCCGGGCAUUACGUGGCGUGGGUCGCGCGCGCCGGCGGAUGGCUGCGAUGCGACGACGAUGCGGUCACACCCGUGCCUGAAGAAGAGGUGCUUAAGCUCAGUGGAGGAGGUCAGUAG
Molecule: messenger RNA, 1507 nt
Organism: Ostrinia nubilalis (European corn borer)
Lineage: Eukaryota; Metazoa; Arthropoda; Insecta; Lepidoptera; Crambidae
Product: ubiquitin carboxyl-terminal hydrolase 14-like
Exons: 10
Biological process (GO): proteasome-mediated ubiquitin-dependent protein catabolic process; protein deubiquitination; regulation of proteasomal protein catabolic process
Molecular function (GO): cysteine-type deubiquitinase activity; protein binding; proteasome binding
Source: RefSeq, a predicted model, not a curated record